AGUGGAAAGAAGAAGCAGAGGAGGAGGAGGACCGCGACAACAAGCAAACGCACACCGGCUCGGCUCAUUCGAAUGCCGGCGCUCGAGCACGCCGGCGGCAGUAAGACGAGAUAGUAGUGCCCCUGCGAACCAUGUGGUCGUCGGCAGGCAGUGACCAUGCCUACCCCACUAUUAGGAGCACCUACCACUCAUACCCCGGUGGUAGUGACACAACAUGGUCGCAACACUCUGGCACCAAAGGUCGGGGCCACCUUUGGUCAGCGCUGCUCGUCUUCAUGGUGUGCAUCGUGACCCUGGCCGUGUUAGCCGUGGUCGGUUUGGCCCUCGUUCUUGGAGGGCACAAUGUUACAAAAAAGCCUUCCUCACUGGACACUAGACCUUCAGCAACCUGGGGCGAGGAAGUGGAAGAGCCCAUAAAAUACCCUGAUUUUCCUCAAAGACAUUCAAUUUUGCAGACUGCCAAACCUCCACCGCCACCUCCGCCGCCACCACCUAUGCAACCCUUAACUACUAGCACUGAGGCGCCGCGAACCACCACACAGAGACGUGCGGUGACCACCACGACAGCACAAACCACCUUCCGCACUCCAGUAAAACCACAACUCAGACAAGACAAACUCGCCACCCCACCACCCUACAACGUCCAGGGCGGCGUCGAUUUCAGCAGGGUUGAAAAAGACGAGAGCAACGUGGACAGGAGCGAAUGGACUCCUAUCGUCGAGGAGGAGUUUGUGAUGCACCGAGAGCCGAUCGGCGAGGCGGCGGUGGUGAGCACCCUUGCAGACGCCAUCGACACUCAGAACCUGAACAAAUUCCCGUCGAGGUCCUACAGCGGCCUCGGACACAUGCGGCCGAUGCCCACCCUGUUUCCGUCCAAGAAAAGCAACAACUCUGAGACUGCAGAAAUCGCUGCACCCGUCACAACAAGUACCACCACUUCAGCCCCUUUGAUAACCAAAGAAGUACCCUCGCCCUUCUUCGUAGCCUCGCUCACCUCCGUGCCACCCCUGGCACCUGAGCAGCCAGACCGACCAAAGAUCAGCGCCACUUACAAACAGGAGGACAUUUCCGUCACGACGGACAAGUCCUUCCGAGACCAGGCCGCCGUCUUGACCAACACGCACAUCAGGAUUAAGGAAAGCGAUAGGCAUUUGAACCAGGACCCUUCGCCAGGGUCACUGAAAAUGGGAGGCGCCCUUGCUGAGAGCAGGGGCAACCACGAAGACCAGUACAAACCAGUGGAGCUCAUUUCAGCCACUGAAAAAGUCACUCAAGUAAAAAAUCCGACCGACGAUUCAAGGACCAACGACCGGUUUAUCAAGAUGACCAUCAACAACACCGCCAGCAUCCCUGUCUACAUCGUGGACACAACGGAAAAGCAGCACGUGACGCCCGAACCUGCCGGUCCGAUUUUCACAAUCGAGAUGACCGACGAAGGCGAAACCACUUUGUCAUCGGACGCCACUCCUGAGGAGGAGGAGCCGACUGAGGAUUUCACUGAAGAGGCACUCACCACUCUUUUACCUGAAGAGGUGGCUGAGGAAACAAAAGAGCCCGUCUCAGGCACAACCAAUGUUGGACCCACCCUGAGCAGUUUGCUCCUGAAGCCGUUGACCGCGAGCCAAAGGACGGCCGAGGUGGACUCGAUGAGUCCAAUUAAAGCGGGUCUCCUCUUCAGGGAGCCCAAGAGCGGCCCAGCAAGCAGCGGCAUCAAAGAGUCGGUCAUCCAGGCCUUCCCGAAAAACGAAUUCAACAGUGCGCCAGCCUUUCUGAGACGAAACAACACAAUCAAGAAGACGACGACCGCAACGACAACCACAACGUCGAGUCCACCGACCACGAUAACCGUGUCCAUGUCCGUGUCGUCACCAAACUGUACGUGCGCCGACCGGCUGCAAGCGCAGGGCCUAGGUCGCAAAUUGUGCGACGGAGUCGUUGAUUGCUGGGAUUUCUCGGACGAGACCGGCUGUGAUUGGUGCAAAGAGGGCCAUUACGUGUGCGUUCACAGCAGGGCGUGCAUUCCCAAGAAGAAGCUCUGCGACGGCCACAGGGACUGUCCCUUUGGGGAUGACGAGAGGACUUGCGUUUCAAUCGCGCCAGACACGAAGAGGGCUGACUCGCUGCAGUACCAUGACGAUGGGGUUUUGAUGGUACAGCAAAGGGGUGAGUGGGGACCUUUGUGCAUAGAAAAAUUGGAGGAGUCGUCAUGGCGACUUGGAAAUGUGGCCAGAGCUGUUUGCAGGGCCUUAACAUACAGUGAUUUCGACUUGGCAGAGCAGGUUAUUGACCCAUCCAGUAAAGGACCCUUUUUCGAGCUGAACUUUGAAAGAAACGGAAGCCGAGGAGCAACUCCAAGAUUGGCCGUUAUGUCUUCCCACUGCCCCAGUAAGGCAGCUGUAAGACUUGGGUGUAGCGAUUUGCAAUGCGGAGUGAGACCUUUGGCAGUGAGCCAGUGGGCCAGGAAAAGGUCGCGCUCAUCCUCAGGUCGAUUUCGCGGUUCCAGAAUUGUUGGCGGUGGCAAUGCAGGACCUGGAGCCUGGCCCUGGCAGGCCGCCCUUUACAAGGAGGGUCAGUUCCAGUGCGGCGGAAGUUUGAUAUCAUCUCAGUGGCUUCUCUCAGCGAGUCACUGCUUUGCCCACAACCUGGACGCUUAUUGGGUGGCCAGAAUGGGUGCUCUGAGGCGCGGCACCGACCUGCCAUCGCCUUACGAGCAGCUGCGAAGAAUCAACAGGAUCAUCCAGCAUCCUGGAUAUCUGGACACUGGCUUCAUCAACGACCUUGCCCUUUUGAAAAUGGAGCGCCCAGUUGAUUUCAGCGAUUACAUAAGACCAGUUUGUCUGCCACCUCCAACAGCAGUUGUCACCACCACAACAGAGUCGGCAGAAUCAUCAACAUCUUCGUCACCUGUCAAACCAGAAGAGCAAGACCCUGCCGAGAACUCGCAGAUGUGCACAGUUGUUGGAUGGGGACAGCUCUCUGAAGUGGGAAGAAUAUUCCCUGACACAUUGCAAGAAGUGCAACUACCCCUUAUUUCAACGGAGGAAUGUCGCCGCCGAACAGUGUUUCUGCCCCUCUACAGGGUCACGGACGACAUGUUCUGCGCUGGCUUUGACAGAGGCGGCAGGGACGCUUGUCUCGGAGAUUCAGGAGGGCCGCUCAUGUGCCAAAGAUCAGACGGCCACUGGGAGCUGACAGGCAUCACCAGCAACGGCUAUGGCUGUGCCAGGGCGCACAGACCAGGCGUCUACACAAAAGUGGCAAACUACGUCAACUGGAUCAACGCCGUUCUCAAAUCUUCACCUGUUGAUGAGCUCAAGCUAGAGAAAAAAACCAUCCCCUGUCCGAGUGGCCAGAGGCGCUGCGCGCUGGGACAGUGCAUGGCGCCGCCUCCUGCGGGAAGGUGCGACGGAGAUUACUGCCCACCACCAUCAGCGUGAUCUGUCCAUUCUUAGUGUAAGAUAAAGACUUCCGUUUUAUAUAUUUCAAAAACUUCAAGAAAAAGUGACUGUGAAUAUAAGAAGUGAAAAUCACAUUUCUCAUCAUUCAAUUUCCCAGAAAACUGGGGGGUGCUCAUUAGCUUUUAAGCUUAUAAGACUUCAUUCAUGACUUUUACUGUACUUAAGUGCAUUUAUUUUUUUCCUUCAUUAUUUAUUGUUUGGGGUGCAGAAAGUUUUAUUGUGCACAGUUGAAAUAUGGUUUUGUCUUUGCGAUUUUUUUUUUAAUAAAAUCCAAAAGAUGAUCCUCAUAUUUUAAUACUGUGAGCUUUUAAUUGUUGUAAAUAAGUAAGAUAAGUAAAAGAAAAAAAUGAAAAUCAUUUUAACUCUGUGCAAAUGGCCUAGUUUAUCAAAUUUUUAAAUAAAUCCUGCUUAUUUAAGAAUAUAAAUAAGGAGUGAAAAUAAAGAAAAUGCAAAAAUAA
Neocloeon triangulifer is the source of this 3916-nucleotide messenger RNA. RefSeq lists its product as uncharacterized. The record is from RefSeq and is a predicted model, not a curated record. Gene Ontology annotation, molecular function: protein binding; serine-type endopeptidase activity. The transcript has 13 exons. The coding region runs from base 132 to 3437 and encodes 1101 amino acids. Gene Ontology annotation, biological process: proteolysis. Lineage: Eukaryota; Metazoa; Arthropoda; Insecta; Ephemeroptera; Baetidae. Gene Ontology annotation, cellular component: membrane.